Messenger RNA from Cryptomeria japonica (Japanese cedar), 2793 nucleotides. Its product is annotated as L-type lectin-domain containing receptor kinase S.4-like. Gene Ontology annotation, biological process: protein phosphorylation. NCBI's taxonomy places the organism in Eukaryota, Viridiplantae, Streptophyta, Pinopsida, Cupressales, Cupressaceae. Gene Ontology annotation, molecular function: ATP binding; carbohydrate binding; protein kinase activity. Gene Ontology annotation, cellular component: plasma membrane. The record is from RefSeq and is a predicted model, not a curated record. The coding region runs from base 423 to 2492 and encodes 689 amino acids. The transcript has a single exon.
AUGGAAUACUGCUGAUUUUAUUUACAAUUUACUGCUGCUUACAACAUCCAACGGUGGGUAGAUUCCUGUAAUCAGUUUCUCUGUUUAAAUCUUCAAUAGCUCAUCUUGACUUAUUAAGAAGAAUUUGCUAAGACUAAAAGCACUCUGCAGAAUCAAGCCAGGCACCCAAAGCUAUGCUUGGUUGAUGUUGCCCUUUUUCUUCCAUAUUUUCCUCUGUUUUAUUUCAUGACAGAAUAACAACUACUGGGUACUGCUGAUUUUAUUUACAACGGCUUCCUGCACUUUAUGGUGAUGUGGGCGUUAUCUGUGAAGCCCUCAAUUCUAUGGUUUGAAUAUCUUCAAUUCAUUGAUCUUUAAAAUUUUCUGUGAAUUCCUCAAAGCAGUAAUCUUGUGCCUCUGGCUGACUAGCGGGGAGCAGAAUUAUGCCAGAAGCUAAGACUUUACUUCCUUUAGUAUUGGCCUUUUACUUUUCUCUGCAUUUUAUUUCGGUGCCUGCACAACAACAGCAACAGAACAGUGCUGAUUUUAUAUUCGAGGGAUUCAAGGAUUACAAUCUGAGUCUGAGUGGAAUGGCAAACAUUGACUCUCGAGGCAUUCUAGAGCUCACUAAUGUGACACAGCGAAUGCAGGGCCAUGCUGUUUAUCCAAUCCCUCUACAGUUCAGAAAUGUCUCCAGCAAUUCUACAUUUUCUUUCAGUACAACUUUUGUCAUGUCAAUUGUGCAUGCCUAUCAAAAUGUGGGAGGCCAUGGAUUGGCCUUUGUGGUGACACCUUCUAGAAGCUUCGAGGGAUCCUUUCCCAGUCAGUACCUCGGUAUAUUCAAUUCUUCCAAUAAUGGGAUGUCUUAUAAUCACAUUUUUGCAGUGGAGUUUGAUACCGUCAAGGACUAUGAGUUGAAUGACAUUAAUGAUAACCAUGUUGGAGUGGACAUUAAUAGCCUUAUUUCAAACAAGUCUGCAACCGCAGCCUUUAUGAAUGAGAGCGGGUUGUAUCAGGAAUUUGAUCUCAAGACUGAAAAGAGCAUUCAGUGUUGGAUAGAUUUUGAUGGAGGGGACAAUUCGCUAAAUGUGUCUGUUGUACCAGGAGGUUUGACUAGGCCCAAGGUGCCCUUGAUUUCAAUGCAUCUUGAUCUUUCAGGGGUUGUUGAGGAGUCUAUGUAUGUGGGGUUUUCUUCCUCCACAGGGUUGCUUUCCAGUACACACAGUAUUUUGGGAUGGAGUUUUAGAAUGAAUGGGCUUGCAUGGGAUCUGAAUCUUUCAAACCUUCCUACAGUUUUGGAAUCACAGUCUAAGGAUAAGUUGAAAUUUGUAAUUGGAGCGUCCGUUGCUGCUGUGGUAGUCAUGACAGUAGCAGUUUUCGCAGGCCUACAUUUUAUCAAGAGAUCGAGGGAUGCUGAGGUUAUUGAAGACUGGGAGCUCGAAUAUGGACCUCAUAGGUUUUCAUACAAGGAACUAAGGAUUGCUACUAGGGGCUUUAAGGACAGGGGACUGCUUGGAAAGGGCGGUUUUGGGGGAGUUUACAAGGGGGUCUUACCCAGCAAUGGGCUAGAGGUUGCUGUGAAGAGGGUUUCACGUGAGUCUAAACAGGUGCUGAGAGAAUUUAUUUCUGAGAUUUCAAGCAUUGGGAGGCUCCGGCAUCGAAAUCUUGUUCAGUUGCAGGGCUGGUGCAGAUAUAAGGGGGAAUUGCUUCUUGUUUAUGACUAUAUGCCAAAUGGUAGCCUUGAUAGUUUUUUAUUUGGAGAUAAGAAAAAUAUUCUAAGUUGGGAACAGAGAUACACGAUUUUGAAGGGCGUUGCCUCAGGCCUGCUUUAUCUCCAUGAAGAGUGGGAACAAAAAGUAGUGCACAGGGAUGUGAAGGCAAGCAAUGUGUUACUUGAUGCAGAUAUGCAUGGUAGGCUAGGAGAUUUUGGACUUGCAAGGUUGUAUGAACAUGGAUGUAAUCCACAUACCACUCAUGUGGUUGGAACACUGGGUUAUCUUGCACCUGAGCUUACUAGGACUGGUAAGGCCACAACAUGUACUGAUGUAUUUGCUUUUGGGGCUCUGUUGCUUGAAGUGGCUUGUGGGAGGAGACCCAUAGAGCCCAACCAUUCUCCUGAAGAAUUAGUCUUGGUGGAGUGGGUUUGGGAGAUGUAUUAUAAGGGCAAUAUUUUGCAGGUGAUUGAUCUCAAACUUCGGAAUGAAUAUGAUGUGAGGGAGGCUGAACUUGUUCUUCAAUUGGGUUUGUUGUGCUCUCACCCUCACCCUGAAGAUCGACCCUACAUGAGACAGGUAGUGCAAAUCCUUGCAGGAGAUAUGCUGCUUCCGGCAUUGCCAUCAGAAGCUCCUUCAGGACGAACAUCUCAGUUUUUCGAUGACUUUGUUGUUUCAUUUCCUUCUUCCGAGCAUGGUUCUUGCAAUAUAACCUCACAUGUCAAUGCAAGCCCAAAUGGGAGGCCAACAUUGACACCUGAUGGAACAUCACCACUUCCCUUAAUACAUGGAAGAGACUGAAAGAUUUCAAGCUAUUAGACUUUGGAUUCAAAUGCUAACACAUUCUUAUUUAGUUUAUAUCUCAGUUGCAGAAAAAUUCUCCACUUCAAAGCCCUCUGAGUGUUUCCAAUCUUACAAUUUACUGUGUAAGGAUUGUUUGGUUUGCCUUCUGAUACAUGAUGAUAUGCAUCUCUCUUUAUUGGGUGUCUAUGUAUAAGUCAAUGCCUUGUCAAUCAACUAACUCAGAUUAAGUUUAAAAAUUAGUGAGUGUUUCUCACCAUAACCAGUUUAGAAAUGAAUGUAUGAUUAGAGCCUUUUUGGG